Messenger RNA from Ceraceosorus bombacis, 3271 nucleotides. NCBI's taxonomy places the organism in Eukaryota, Fungi, Basidiomycota, Exobasidiomycetes, Ceraceosorales, Ceraceosoraceae. The record is from the annotation of a GenBank genome assembly.
AUGCCAUCAGCCCCGCGCGGUCGCGUAAGGCCUCACGUCUCGCUGGACGCUCAGCUCCAAGCACUCACGCUCUUCACGGACUUGGACGCUGAUUCCGAGAAUCUGGAGCAGCUAGGUCCAAUCAUCAAAUCUUUGGACGAGGCAGGUCAGUCGGAUGCCUUUUUGAGGAGGUUGCACGAAUUUGUGAAAGAGAAGGAAGAUGAGAUAGAAAGGAUAUGCAAAGGCAAUCACGAGGAUUUCGUCAGCGCUACGGAUAGACUGUUGAAAGUCAGAAGUGGUACCGUCAGUCUAAGACAUCGGAUUGGCGAGCUGAACGAAGAGGUUAAAGCUGGCGGAGAGAGCUUGAGCGCAAAGGUGCGUGUCGCGGUGCUAUGAAAUCGUGGCUGGUGGGGAUACAUUUGAUGGCUGGAGCGCAGUCCGCUUCAAUCUUAUCAAAUUCCUCCAUUCCAACCUCACCUCUCCAGAAAAAGUCACUACGUGAGACGAGACAGGUAGGUGCCAAUCUCGACGAAGCGAUCGAGACGUUGCAGCUCUGUCUGAGAGUGCUCGACAUGACGAGCCGAGUAGAAGGUCUGAUCGAGAAUCGUAGAUACUACGCGGCACUUCGAGUGAGUAAGCUUCCCACUGUGCGCAUACAACGAGUCAAUGCAUCAGGAAAAGCUCACUUAUGGCCAUCCUGUAGUCUCUGGAAGAGUUGCAGACGGUGCAUCUCAAGCCCGUCUUGCAUCACGAAUUCGCGCGGCACAUGCUCGAUUCAAUACCCGCGAUGAGGGAUGCGGUGAGAUCAGCAGUCACUUCAGAGAUGAAGGAGUGGCUCUACGAAGUCAGGCUCAAAGGUGGGAAAGUGGGAAAGCUAGCUUUGGAUGCUAUGGAGGCGAGGCAAAAGAGGUGGAGGAUCAAGAGCUCGAAGGAUCCAAUGCUUAGCAUUGCCAAAGUCAAUAGUCCAAUCGAGCUGGUUGUCAACGAGCGCGUCGAAUGUGAGUGGUGCUCUCAGUAACAGAGGCCGAUGUGGAUGUCUGACCAGGAGUUCAUGGUGCAUGCAACUCCCCGCGAUCUUCAAGACAACUUUGUGGACAACGAAGAGGUUCGAAUCGACUUCAAACCAUUGUAUCAAUGCAUCUUGAUCUACGACUCCAUGGACAUGCGCGAGCAGCUGCAGAUGAGCUAUCAGGAAGAUCGCAGGGUGAGCUGUAUGCGGGCGCACAGUAAAGUUUAGGAGCUGCUCACGCCAUAAGCUCGCCUGCAUGCAGCUGCAAGCGAGCCUUCUCCUAUCGCAAGGUCUUACAUUCGAUCCCGUCAAUCCGACUUUCCCGCUAGUCUUACAGGAAGUAGUCGGUUACUUUCUCGUAGAGCAUCAUGUCCUCCAGACUAGUUCGCCAGGUUUUAGAUCCGAAGCGGAAGUGGACGACCUUUGGGAUAACAUGUGCGAGAGGGUAGUGGACAUCGUCAGUGUGGGGCUUCGGGACUGUAGAGAUACUCAGGUGUUUGUCAACACCAAAGCGGUCAUCCAAACCUUCAUCAUGACGCUGGAAGUGAGUGAAGCGGCGGGUCUUUCAGACACGAUAGUCGGGAUGAGCGGAACGCUGCCUGAACAAGAGCUGCCUGGCUCAUCGCCCCGCGUACUGCUACCCCAAUUCCAGGGCUGCUCUUUCACCGUCACCAAGCUCAACGCUCUGCUGCUGACGCUCUUUGAGCGGUACGCGCAACUGCUCAGAGAUCGUUUUUCGGCCGAUUUCCAGCAGGUGAGUGAAUGCGUCGGGAUCCGUUGAUCGCAAAGCUCAAGGCGGGUACUCCAUUUCGUCCGGCCAUGACAGGCCGUCAAAGACGCCGAGCACCAGCCAAUGGUUGUGGAAGAUGCCGACGAGCUCAACAAGGUCCUGAAUGUCUGUUGGCUGAGAGCCGGAGAAGCCGAUAAAUUGCGGCAGUGAGUCGAGACUGCGGAUGCCAGAUCAAGGCAUGGCGAGAACAGUGCUGACGCGCCACGCCUGCCUUUUAUCUCGCAGACGAGCUUUCCCCCUGGCGCUACCAUUCUCUCAAACUUAUCCGCUUUGCUGCAUGGACAUCCGGCAUUUGGUCGACGAGUAUUACACCUUCUCCGACGGCUUUUCGCAGUAUCACCGAGAUAUUGACGACAUCCUCAAGAAGGUGAGCCAAGCCACAAAUCAUACCUAGCUCAGAGCUUACGCGCAGCUCUCUCAUAUUACCCAUCAGUCGCUGGACGAGUUGCUCAUUCAACAGGUCAGCAGCAGCAUUCGAGCAUCGGUCGAGUCUACGUCAAACCUUUCUCAGAUAGCCCAGAUCGUGGUGAAUGCGGAGCACUUCAAACUAGCCUGCACAUCCCUCGAGGGCCUGUUGGCAGCUUUGCGCGCACCUCAUCGAGGGGGCAGACUCAGAUUGGAUGCGUCGAGCCAUUUCAGCCAUUCCUUGGAUUUGGCUCAAAAGAGAAUCGACGCGGCCCUAGCUGCCAAGUUGACAGAGUUCAUUGGGAUGAGCGAAUUUGAGCCUACGCCUGCAAAAGAGGACACGACGGAGAGGGAAUGGAUCGGAGAAAUGAGCAGAUGGAUAGGAACGAUGAUGGAAAGCGUCUUGGUGCUGCUGCCCACAGAGACCAAGCUGCUGCAUUGUGAGUGGGUCGAUGGCCAUUCAUUGCUGCUUGACCCCGUUCCUUAUGCCGAGCUUGCGCUGUGCAGACCAAUCCGCAUACGCUUCCAUUGCCUCCGUCUUGCUCGUGAGUCGCCGCUCGGCCCGAUACCUCAUCUGAGAUGCUCCCACACUAAUCCCUUCUCGUUCACUGCCGCUUUCAGAACGAGUACGUUCUGGACAAGGACACGCCAGCGCUGAAUACUUUCGCUCUUCAAAACGUGUUGGCGGAUGUGGAAGCUUUGCGGAAAGAGGCGUCCAGAAUAGACAAGAGCAUUGACAAAGUGUUUGAUGAGAUUCGACAAGUGAGUUACGAGGAUGUGGCGACGUGUUUUCGCUUCUUGGCCAUCUUUCAACCUCCCCAUCCUGGCUCUUUCUUCGAGAUGGAUGCUGAACAUCGACUUUGCCUUGCGCGCAGACGCUCUCCAUACCUCUGAACGAUGCGGUGUCAGACUAUGUGGGCGACGCUCGAUCAAGAAGCUCAAAGUAUCCAGCGGUUCAAGCGGUCAAGUUGGCCGGUGUGCUGGAAAGAUUGACCAAGUGGCAUGCGGGCAGAGGACCGAGCGAGAGCGACCUGAUGAAUCGGAGAAGCAGAGAGAAGGAUAUGGUGGGGAGAUUGGUCAGGAGGUAA